Molecule: messenger RNA, 1347 nt
Organism: Medioppia subpectinata
Lineage: Eukaryota; Metazoa; Arthropoda; Arachnida; Sarcoptiformes; Oppiidae
Source: the annotation of a GenBank genome assembly
UAUACGCAAAAUGAAUUCAACUCGGACGAUUUUAGCCCCGCGGUUACAGCCCGUUGCGAACGGGGGGUUAUGUACAUUAAUGUGGUGACUCUACAGCCAUUUUACGGUGUGGUACACACACAUGGCUAUCGUAAAGGCCCGUGUCUUAUAGACGGUAACGGAGGGUUUAAUACCACGUUGAAAGUCAGUCUAUUGGCCGAUGAGAAUGACGAGAUUUACUGCGGAAUCAAUAAGGGUGUUAAGGGUGAACGCUCGGUUUCGUUGGCAAUAAGGCCUCAUAAAAAUCUGGAAUUGACUGAUGAUAAAAAUUAUUACCUAACGUGUGAACAAUCCGGGUAUAAAAAUGUGCGUGGCGGCACAUAUAAAGUGACGUUAAAACUGCUUGAUAUGAGUGGUCAGAGAGCGGGCCGUAUAUUACACGGCAAUACGUAUAUAUUGCGGGCACAACUCACACCAUAUGAUAGCAUAACAUCGUUACGUAUAAAAAACUGUUUUGCGUUCACUGACGACACGGACGCCGGAGAUCAGGUCCAACUGAUCGACGCGUACGGGUGUCCGGCGCCGGCGGCCGACGCUCUGAUCUCUCCCUUCAACUACAACACCACACAUACAGCCGAAGCCGUAUUGUAUGAGAUGUUCAAAUACCCGGACACUAAUAAACUGAACAUACAGUGCGACGCUAUACUGUGUCGGGGCGGCUGUCAGGAGCCGGUGUGCGACUCACCCGGUUAUAAGGGUAGGGAUUUGGCCCUCGAUGGCUAUUCACAACUUUCUGCCUCUACCUCCAUGUUUGUUUUCGAGCCCACAGAUGAUUCACUUACCCACGAAAAUCUAUCCGAGUGUACUGAAUGGAGAUUCCCAUGGUUGAUUACCCUGUGCAUAGUGUUGGCCGUGUUAUUACUAUUAAUGUUACUGUUGAAUAUGUUCAUGUGCUCAUCGCUCAGUUGUCGCUGUAUUAAAACUGAGAUCGUGGAACAGGAACCGGACGAGACAGUCGACGAUUACGACCCAUACCGGGCCGACUGGACGGCCCCGAACUCACGGUACGGGUCCCGCAAUUCACUGAACAAAGGCUAUCCCGAGGGGACACUCAAGUCAAACAAAUCACAGCCAAAGUCCUAUCACUUGGGCUACGAUAACGAUGACUACGUUCCCGACCAACACAACCGGUCCUACUCUACACUACAGACCCGAUCGCCCCGACCUCGAUCGCCGGGUCCGCCCCUCUCAACCUAUUCGACCCACUCUUUAAAGUCAAACAAAAAAUUAAAGCCAAUCAAAACGAUCGAGAUCGAUUACUCUAUUGACAACAAUAAUAAAAAUCCAUAUAAUUUGGCCCGUCGUUAG